AUGCGCCGUUUUGUUUCCAAGUUUGCUGCGGCUCUGCCGGCACGCCUCGCCUCCACAGCCCCCCCGGCAGGGGGCGCGAAGGCUGCUGCCCCAGUCGCCGCUGCUGCCUCAGCUGCUGCGGGGCAGAAGUCGUUCUUCAAGGUGACAGAGAUGAUUGGCUACGUGCACUCUAUCGACGGCACCAUUGCCACGCUCAUACCGGCCCCUGGCAACCCUGGAGUGGCCUACAACACCAUCAUUCAGAUCCAGGUGAACCCGACGACGUUCGCUGCGGGCCUUGUGUUCAACCUGGAGAAGGAUGGCCGCAUCGGCAUUAUUUUGAUGGACAACAUCACGGAGGUGCAGUCUGGGCAGAAGGUGAUGGCGACAGGGCAGCUGCUGCACAUCCCUGUGGGUUCGGGCGUGCUCGGCAAGGUGGUGAACCCGCUUGGCCACGAGGUUCCCGUUGGCCUGUUCACGCGCAGCCGCGGCCUGCUGGAGCAGACAGUCGGUAGGGUGGACGCCGGCGCUCCGAACAUCGUGUCGCGGUCGCCCGUGAACUACAAUCUGCUAACUGGUUUCAAGGCGGUGGACACCAUGAUUCCCAUUGGCCGUGGCCAACGUGAGCUGAUUGUGGGUGACCGCCAGACAGGCAAGACGUCCAUUGCUGUGUCGACGAUCAUCAACCAGGUGCGCAUUAACCAGCAGAUCCUUUCGAAGAAUGCAGUCAUCUCCAUCUAUGUUUCUAUUGGGCAGCGUUGCUCCAACGUGGCGCGCAUUCACCGCCUCCUCCAGUCGUACGGCGCGCUGAAGUACACGACUGUCAUGGCUGCCACCGCCGCUGAACCCGCUGGCCUCCAGUACCUCGCGCCGUACGCCGGUGUGACAAUGGGCGAGUACUUCAUGAACCGCGGACGCCACUGCCUGUGCGUGUACGACGACCUUUCCAAGCAGGCUGUCGCGUAUCGUCAGAUUUCGCUGCUGCUGCGUCGCCCGCCCGGGCGUGAGGCGUACCCCGGUGACGUCUUCUACCUGCACUCACGUCUGCUGGAGCGCGCCGCCAUGCUUUCUCCCGGAAAGGGUGGCGGUUCCGUGACGGCCCUCCCCAUCGUGGAGACGCUUUCCAAUGACGUGACGGCGUACAUUGUGACUAACGUGAUUUCCAUCACGGACGGGCAGAUCUACCUUGACACGAAGCUGUUCACAGGCGGCCAGCGGCCCGCGGUGAACAUUGGUCUAUCCGUGUCGCGUGUGGGCUCCUCCGCCCAGAACGUGGCGAUGAAGGGCGUUGCCGGCAAGCUGAAGGGCAUCCUUGCUGAGUACCGCAAGCUGGCUGCCGACUCCGUGGGUGGGCAGCAGGUGCAGACGAUUCCCAUGAUUCGCGGCGCGCGGUUCGUGGCGCUGUUCAACCAGAAGCAGCCUUCGUAUUUUAUGAGCGCCAUCGUCUCGCUGUACGCAUGCCUAAACGGGUACUUGGACGACGUGAAGGUGCAUUACGUCAAGUUCUACGAGUACCUGUUGGUGCACAAGGACCUGAGCAUCAUGUACGGCGCGGCGAAGAACAAGUUCUUCUACAUGUAUGUGCAGGAGCUGAACUAUCUGAUCCGCUUCUUCACGCUGAACAAUCCCAUCCUGAAUGGCGAGCUUGAGGAGAUGCUGAAGCAGCACACACAACUGUUUCUGCAGCACUACCAGUCAAAGAUGAACGCCAUUAAGAGUGAAAAGGAGGUGAAGGCGCUGAAGAACCUGCUGUACUCCUGCAAGCGUGCUGUGUAG
This is a messenger RNA of Trypanosoma rangeli, 1755 nucleotides long. Its product is annotated as ATPase alpha subunit. The transcript has a single exon. The record is from RefSeq and is a predicted model, not a curated record. Gene Ontology annotation, molecular function: ATP binding; ADP binding; proton-transporting ATP synthase activity, rotational mechanism. Gene Ontology annotation, biological process: proton motive force-driven ATP synthesis. NCBI's taxonomy places the organism in Eukaryota, Euglenozoa, Kinetoplastea, Trypanosomatida, Trypanosomatidae. The coding region runs from base 1 to 1755 and encodes 584 amino acids.